AUGCCAUCCCUCUCCCUUAAACCCGCAAGUAACCCUGUUUUUUGUCCCUCUAAGGCCACCAUUAACAUUGUGUUUGACCAUGUUGGGAAGACUGAUCCAGUGAUUAGAGGGAUUGAGAUCACUGUUAACUACCUAGGCAUUCAGUUUGAUGUAAAGUUCUGGUCUCAGCACAUCUCCUUCAUCCUGGUGGGGAUCAUCAUCGUCACCUCUAUUAGAGGCCUUCUCAUCACACUCACCAAGUUCUUCUAUGCCAUCUCCAGCAGCAAGUCCUCUAAUGUUAUAGUGCUGGUCCUAGCUCAAAUCAUGGGGAUGUACUUUGUCUCGUCCGUUCUCCUCAUGAGGAUGAGCAUGCCUCUAGAGUAUCGCUCUAUCGUGACCAAGGUGCUGGGCGAGUUGCAGUUUAACUUCUAUCACCGAUGGUUCGACGUCAUCUUCCUCGUCAGUGCCCUCUCCAGCAUCCUUUUCCUCUACCUCGCCCACAAACAGGCUCCCGAGAAGCACAUGACCCCCUGA
This is a messenger RNA of Oncorhynchus tshawytscha (Chinook salmon), 513 nucleotides long. RefSeq names its product Golgi pH regulator. The record is from RefSeq and is a predicted model, not a curated record. Gene Ontology annotation, biological process: intracellular pH reduction. The transcript has 5 exons. Gene Ontology annotation, molecular function: voltage-gated monoatomic anion channel activity. Bases 1 to 513 code for a protein of 170 amino acids. NCBI's taxonomy places the organism in Eukaryota, Metazoa, Chordata, Actinopteri, Salmoniformes, Salmonidae. Gene Ontology annotation, cellular component: Golgi cisterna membrane.